This is a messenger RNA of Eucalyptus grandis, 1504 nucleotides long. RefSeq names its product auxin-responsive protein IAA13. Bases 225 to 1025 code for a protein of 266 amino acids. Lineage: Eukaryota; Viridiplantae; Streptophyta; Magnoliopsida; Myrtales; Myrtaceae. The record is from RefSeq and is a predicted model, not a curated record. The transcript is spliced from 5 exons. Gene Ontology annotation, cellular component: nucleus. Gene Ontology annotation, molecular function: protein binding. Gene Ontology annotation, biological process: regulation of DNA-templated transcription.
GCCUCCUUCCCCUUCUCUCUCUCUCUCUCUCUCUCUAUCUCUAUCUCUUCCCCAGCUCCACUCAACAACUCCUGCUCCUCCCUCCUCUCGCCUUCCCCAGGCUUCCCUCAAAAGCGCCAGCCCAACAAGCUCUCUCUCCUUCAAACACACUCUCUCUCUCUCUCUCUCUCUCUCUCUCUCUCUAUCUUGUCAUCUCUGCUUGUGCUUGUGUGCGUGCUAUAUUCAUGGAAGCUCCACCUGCUCGCGGCCGUGAGGCGGCGGCGCCGAAGCGCGACUCGGCAGGAGAGGAGGCGGAGCUCGAGCUCGGCCUCGGGCUCAGCGUGGGCGGCGGCGGCGGCGGCGGCGAGCGCGCCGGGGCCAAGCGCGGCAGAAUCCUGACGGCCCGCGACUUCCCUUCCUCCGUGGGGACCAAGAGGACCGCCGACGAGUCCGUCUCGCAGGAGGGUGGCGGUGGAUCCCCCACUUCUGCAAGUCAGGUUGUGGGAUGGCCACCUAUAAGGGCAUACAGGAUGAACAGCCUGGUCAACCUCGCAAAGGCACCUCGAGCUGAGGACAACAUGUCGCCGAAUGAAAAGAGCAAGUCAAAGGAUGGUUCGGAGGACAAUACGCGUACUGGUGGCAUGACUGAUGUUGACGGCAGAGAGCAAAAGCAUAUCGGGUUUGUGAAGGUGAACAUGGAUGGGAUCCCCAUUGGAAGGAAAGUGGACUUGAAUGCUCAUGCUUGUUAUGAAACUCUAGCUCAAGCUUUGGAAGACAUGUUCUUCCGACCUGCCAAAACUAUUGAUUUAACCGGGGCUGAAGAAAAUAGGCAGGUCAAGAAGUCCUCGAAGCUUCUCAAUGGAUGUUCUGAGUUUGUGCUAACUUAUGAAGAUAAAGAGGGAGACUGGAUGCUCAUUGGAGAUGUUCCUUGGGGGAUGUUCCUCACUGCCGUCAAGAGACUAAGAAUCAUGAGGACUUCUGAAGUGAAUGGAAUAGCUCCAAGAUUCCAACAAAAGAGCGAGAGGCAAAUGAGAAAGCCGAUAUGAUAGCUUUUCUCAUCAGUCUCCUCACCCUUUCAAAUCUGACUACACAAAAGAAGAAAUACCUCGGAAGCGUAUAAUUUAGGAAAAACUAUAGACACCCGAUGAGAGCGCACCCUGACGAAAUGUGCUGAUCUUCCUGGUUUACAUUCUGCCGACCGUCCUCCGGUUGUCUUUUAUAUUUGUUAUAUUUCCUUUUUUGGUUUUGUGUCUUCAAAGGGUAGAUUCAUCUCCAUCUUUAGUCCUUCCAAUCUCUCCAUUAGGUGGAGUCAUGAGGUGCUCUGCAUAUUUUGCUGAAUGUUCUUUUUGGAUUCUCAUACUGUAAAUAUGGGAAAACUGAGUUAUCUAGAGAGUUUGAGUUUGCAUUGAUGCUUGUUGCUGAGAUUGUUUUUCUUCUUUCCUUUUUUCCCUUUCUUCUUGUCCCUGCGGUUGAUGUUAGUGAGAUCCAUAUUUGUUCCUUUGCUGAUGGAGCCUUUGGGGAUGAA